AAGGGGCGGGGCGGCCCUUCUUCCUUUCGGGUCACGUGCGGCCGGAAGUGGCGGCUGCUGCACAAACUCAGAGAUGGGGACCUCUCUGGACAUCAAGAUUAAAAGAGCGAAUAAAGUGUAUCACGCUGGGGAAAUGCUCUCUGGCGUGGUGGUCAUCUCCAGUAAGGACUCCGUCCAGCACCAAGGAGUGUCCCUGACAAUGGAGGGAACUGUGAACCUCCAGCUGAGUGCCAAGAGUGUGGGCGUGUUCGAAGCUUUCUACAACUCCGUGAAGCCGAUCCAGAUUAUCAACAGCACCAUAGAAAUGGUGAAGCCAGGAAAGUUCCCCAGUGGCAAGACAGAAAUUCCCUUCGAAUUUCCUCUGCACGUGAAGGGCAACAAAGUCCUCUAUGAGACUUACCAUGGCGUGUUUGUCAACAUCCAGUACACGCUGCGCUGUGACAUGAGGCGUUCACUGUUGGCCAAAGACUUGACGAAGACCUGCGAGUUCAUCGUACACUCUGCCCCACAGAAGGGGAAGCUGACCCCGAGUCCUGUGGAUUUCACGAUCACGCCGGAGACCUUACAGAAUGUGAAGGAGAGAGCGCUGCUGCCCAAAUUCCUCAUUAGAGGCCACCUCAACUCCACCAACUGCAUGAUCACACAGCCGCUGACAGGCGAGCUGGUGGUGGAGCAUUCGGAUGCCGCCAUCCGGAGCAUCGAGCUGCAGCUGGUCCGCGUGGAGACCUGCGGGUGCGCAGAAGGCUACGCCCGCGAUGCCACAGAGAUUCAGAACAUUCAGAUCGCCGAUGGCGACGUCUGCCGGGGCCUCUCGGUCCCCAUACACAUGGUCUUCCCCAGGCUGUUCACCUGCCCCACGCUGGAGACCACCAACUUCAAAGUGGAGUUCGAGGUGAACAUCGUUGUGCUGCUCCAGGCCGAUCACCUCAUCACCGAGAACUUCCCGCUGAAGCUGUGCCGCACGUAGCCGGGGACAGGGACCGUGCCGCGCACUCAUGAUCGAUCCGGCCUCCUUUUCCUGCCAGCGCCACCGCCCAGACCUUUCUGUGGGUGCAGCGCAUUCUGAGUGCUGGCUUUAGGACCACAGAAAACAUCUGUGCUGGCUCCCGAGUUCCCAGCAGAGCAGUUGUACCUGCACUUUGAGCUUUGCAGCACAGUGACGUCCUGGGGACAGGAGGAGCCGCUCUCUGGGUGCUGGGGGACGGCCUGGCACUUGGGCAGGGGGUGCGUGGAUGCCCGCUGUCUGCUCCCCCGGGCGGCCUGCCAGCUGCACCCACUGCAAGUGUGGAGCCUUUCUCCUCUUCUCGAGCUGCGUGACAUUUUCCACUGUAACUUCCGGUUUUUUAGGGGCCUGUACAGCAUUCUGUGCUCGCAGGACAGAGGGUUUGGCCCUGUGGUGGAGCUGCACGUGUGUGGCCUCCAGAGCUGGCACGCGCCAUCCUGCUGCCAUCUCCCCAGAUAGGAGGGAAACUGUGUUUCCACUCUGGUUCCUGGGUGUACAGCGCAGUGGUGCGGGUCCAUCUCCACGGGAGGGGCCGGGGCAGUGCCUGACCACCCUAGGGACGGUGUCCCCGGCCUCUGGUGUGGCCCCGGUGUACAGUCGGUCGCAGCACUCUCCUCCUUGGGCCCUGCCGCUGCUGGCCCGCAGUGAGUGCCGAGCAAACCAUGUGCCUGCCGGGCACGCCAGCCUGUCCUCCACGGGCACAGGGCUGGUUGGGCGGAUGUCUCGGCUGCCCCCAGCCCCCUGAGACC
Fukomys damarensis (Damara mole-rat) is the source of this 1752-nucleotide messenger RNA. RefSeq names its product VPS26 endosomal protein sorting factor C (gene Vps26c). Bases 74 to 967 code for a protein of 297 amino acids. The transcript is spliced from 8 exons. NCBI's taxonomy places the organism in Eukaryota, Metazoa, Chordata, Mammalia, Rodentia, Bathyergidae. The record is from RefSeq and is a predicted model, not a curated record. Gene Ontology annotation, cellular component: endosome. Gene Ontology annotation, biological process: intracellular protein transport.